Lottia gigantea (owl limpet) is the source of this 864-nucleotide messenger RNA. RefSeq lists its product as hypothetical. Bases 1 to 864 code for a protein of 287 amino acids. NCBI's taxonomy places the organism in Eukaryota, Metazoa, Mollusca, Gastropoda, Lottiidae. The transcript has a single exon. The record is from RefSeq and is a predicted model, not a curated record.
AUGGAUAAUGGGAAUAAUAUUCUAAAAAGAAAUAAAGAAUAUAUCAAAGCUAAGAAUAAAAUAAAGACCCAAGUUGAAAAUAACAGAUUACAACAACUCGGAUUAACGGAAAAUCUACAAACUCUAUUUCAACCCAUAUUAAAAUCUCAAGAGGAUAUUAAAAAGAAAUUAGCUUUAGAAUAUAAACCUCCUAUAGAACCCACACCUCCUAUAGAACCUCAUCAAAUAGAAUAUCCCAUUGAAUAUGAUGGUAUUAUAAUUAGGACAUUAGAUGAUAUAAAUCAUUAUUUUUCAAACCCUGACCCAGAUUUACCAAAGAGCAUUUCACCAAUCGUUGAUAAUGAUGGGUUAUUGUUUAAUGGAUAUAGAAUAAAAUUUGAUCAAUUUUACCCUUCAUUCAAAAUCGAUACAAAAGACUUUAUAUUUACAACAACAGAAGGAUUAAUAGAUUUAAUGAAUGGCGGGGAUAUUGAGAUUGCCAAUCGCAAGGAUUUAGAACAAUACUUAAAAUUUCUCUAUAUGAUAAAGACUAAGCGCAAAACAAAAAGAUUGAUGGCAGUUGAAACAUAUUUAAAUAAAGUUAUUCCUGAUGAAGAGGAAUCAGAUGAUUAUGGAGAAAAUUAUCCACCAAUCAUACAAGAAAUAGAUGAAUUCGAAGAUAUGAUAUCUGGAGAAGGUAUAACUUUUUUAUCCGAUAACAAUGAAGAAUUGCUUAAUAGAUUACGAGUAAUAUUAGCGGCAAUGAAGGAAGGGCAUCGAUCGCACAGACAAUAUAAUGAAGUAAAUUGUAUAUUAAAAAGACUCCUAGAAAAAGGUAUCAUAGAUAAAAAUGAUUAUAAAAGCGUGAUUAAAAAUGUCAAAUAA